This is a messenger RNA of Helianthus annuus (common sunflower), 1269 nucleotides long. RefSeq names its product flavonol sulfotransferase-like. The transcript has a single exon. Lineage: Eukaryota; Viridiplantae; Streptophyta; Magnoliopsida; Asterales; Asteraceae. Gene Ontology annotation, biological process: sulfation. Gene Ontology annotation, cellular component: cytoplasm. The record is from RefSeq and is a predicted model, not a curated record. The coding region runs from base 52 to 1065 and encodes 337 amino acids. Gene Ontology annotation, molecular function: sulfotransferase activity.
AAAAGUUGCUUAACUAAUCACAUAUUGUAGUUGUUUGAAAUUUUCUUCAUCAUGUCAAGUUUUCAAUCUCUUCAAACUACACCGGAAACUAAAUCCGAAGAAGAUGUUGAGUAUAACAAAAUAUGUGAGAAGCACAAGCAGUUGAUAGAAACACUACCCAAAGUGGAUGGGUGGUGGGUACAACACAUGUAUAACUACCAUGACUUCUGGUUAAGUUCCUAUAUCCUAAAAAACAACUUGCUUCUACAUACCUUUUUCAAAUCUCAACCCACCGACAUCUUCUUGGCCUCCUUCAUGAAGACCGGGACUACCUGGCUUAAGGCAUUGAUGUUCUCUACCCUUAACCGCCAUCGCUACAACUUCUCUGACCAUUAUCUACACCACCACGGCCCACAAAGCGCCUUCGUUUUGUUGGACUUGGAAACCUACCCUAUUACCGACUUCACCAACUUAUCCCAUCCUCGACUCUUUGCUACCCACUUGGCUCACACUCUACUACCAGCUUGCAUGAGUUCAUGCAAAUUCGUCUACGUUUGUAGGGACCCCAAAGACGUGUUAAUUUCCAAGUGGCAUUUCAUGAGCAAACUCAGAUCCAAAGAUCAACCUCCCCUUUCAUUAGAUGAAGCGUUUGAGCUUUUUUGCCUAGGGGUGUCAGAGUACGGGCCAUUCUGGGAACAUGUUUUGUCAUACUGGAGAGUUAGCUUGGAAUUUCCGGACAAAAUUUUGUUCUUGAAGUAUGAGGAAAUGAAGAAACAGCCGGAAGUGGUUGUGCAGAAGCUGGCAGCUUUCAUGGAGAAGCCAUUCACGGCGGAGGAAGAGAAGAAAGGGAUGGUGGGGGAUAUUGUUAAGUUGUGUAGCUUUGAGAAUUUGAGUAACCUAGAGGUGAACAAGACAGGCGUCGAGAAGUUUGCCAACAUGGUGGAGGUUGAAAAUCGAGACUUUUUCAGAAAAGGAGAGGUCGGAGAUUGGAAAAACUAUUUGAGCGAGGAAAUGAAAGAACAUAUUGAUAGAAUCACUGAUGAGAAAUUGCGGGGUUCGGGUUUGAUCCUUACUACAACAGUUUAAGUGAAUGAGGUCAUAGAUGGCUUUUUCCUCAUUGUCUUCUAAUUCCUAUUUUCUCUUUGGGUGAUUUGAGUUUGUGGUCACUUGAUGUUGCUCCUAUGGUGGUUUGUUUUGUAUCCAAAAAAGCUCCUCCUUAUAUCUAUGUAAACUAAUAAAAUGUAUUUCCAAAAUGUUGUUUUCUUACAAAAUAAAUUACAUGUGUGUGGU